UUUCGUAUAUAAGCCGGCAACCUGUUGAUCCACCUUAGUCGAUAAAGAAAGUCCGAUCCGGAAUCCCGAAAUAAAAGAACAGCCGAAAAAUGACGAAGACAAGAGUUUACGUUAUCGGAGUGGGCAUGACCAAGUUCGAGAAGCCCGGUCGCCGAGCGGAUGUAUGCUAUCCAGAUUUUGCCAAGGAGGCCAUUACGAAAGCCCUAGAGGAUGCGGGCAUCAAAUUCGAGGAAGUGCAGCAGGCGGUGGCUGGAUACGUUUAUGGAGACUCAACCUGCGGACAGCGGGCCAUCUACGAGGUGGGAAUGACCGGCAUUCCGGUUUACAACGUGAACAACAACUGCUCCACGGGAUCGAGCGCUCUGUAUCUGGGCAAGCAGAUCGUGGAGAGUGGAAACGCCGACUGCGUCCUGGCUCUGGGAUUCGAGAAGAUGGAGCGUGGAUCCUUGUCUUCAAAGUACUUUGAUCGCGCUAAUCCCAUGGAGCGUCACAUCACCGAGAUGGGUGAGCUGACCGAGAUUGGAGCUGGACCCAUGGCUGCACAGAUCUUUGGAAACGCUGGCAAGGAGCACAUGCAGAAAUACGGCACCAAGCCCGAGCACUUCGGCAAGAUCGCCUGGAAGAACCACAAGCACUCAGUUAACAAUCCUUACUCGCAGUUCCGCGAUGAGUACACUCUGGAGCAGAUUAUGAAGUCGCCCCAGGUUGUGGAGGGAGUGCUGACCAAGCUGCAGUGCUGUCCCACUUCUGAUGGAUCCGGAGCUGCCAUCCUGGCCUCCGAGGCCUUCGUCCGCCGUCAUGGAUUGGAGAAACAGGCCGUUGAGAUCGUUGGCAUGGAGAUGGCCAGUGAUCCGGCGUCCACCUUUGCCGACAAGAGCCUGAUGAAGAUUGCUGGAACCGACAUGACCCGCCUGGCCACCCAGCGUCUUUUCGCCAAGAGCGGCUACAAGCCACAGGAUGUGCAGGUGGUGGAGCUGCACGAUUGCUUCUCGGCCAACGAGCUGGUGACCUACGAGGCCCUUGGACUGUGUGGCGAGGGCAAGGCCGGCGAGUUCAUCGAUGCCGGAGACAACACCUACGGUGGAAAGUUCGUCGUGAACCCCAGUGGUGGUCUGAUCUCAAAGGGUCAUCCUCUGGGAGCCACUGGCCUGGCGCAGUGUGCUGAGCUCUGCUGGCAGUUGCGUGGUCUGGCUGAGAAGCGACAGGUUCCAAAUGCCCAGUUGGCUUUGCAGCACAAUCUGGGAUUGGGAGGAGCUGUGGUGGUGGCCCUCUACCGUCUGGGCUUCCCGGGUUCUUCCAAAGCCAAGUUGUAAAGGGUGGGAACUGAUGUUUUGUAUAUAUUUGUAUUAAAAUGAAACUGUUUUUGUGA
Messenger RNA from Drosophila rhopaloa, 1369 nucleotides. RefSeq names its product sterol carrier protein 2. The record is from RefSeq and is a predicted model, not a curated record. The transcript is spliced from 4 exons. Gene Ontology annotation, molecular function: acyltransferase activity, transferring groups other than amino-acyl groups. Bases 90 to 1313 code for a protein of 407 amino acids. Lineage: Eukaryota; Metazoa; Arthropoda; Insecta; Diptera; Drosophilidae.